Messenger RNA from Plectropomus leopardus (leopard coralgrouper), 1083 nucleotides. It is a transcript of the gene mchr1a, whose product is annotated as melanin-concentrating hormone receptor 1a. Gene Ontology annotation, molecular function: neuropeptide binding; melanin-concentrating hormone receptor activity. Lineage: Eukaryota; Metazoa; Chordata; Actinopteri; Perciformes; Serranidae. The record is from RefSeq and is a predicted model, not a curated record. Gene Ontology annotation, biological process: neuropeptide signaling pathway. Gene Ontology annotation, cellular component: neuron projection; plasma membrane.
CCGAUGGAUUUCUUAAACGACUCUAAUUUUUCCCUCGGAGACACUAAUUUAACAACAACAGCUGUAGAUGGGGCCCUUCACUGCAGUGCCAUCCUCCCCGUCAUCUUUGGCAUCAUCUGCUUUCUGGGUAUCAUGGGCAACUGUAUCGUCAUUUACACCAUCAUGAAGAAGACCAAGUGCCGUGCCAAGCAAACAGUUCCAGACAUCUUUAUAUUAAAUCUGUCAAUUGUUGAUCUCCUGAUUCUCCUUGGGAUGCCAUUCCUCAUCCAUCAGCUGCUUGGCAAUGGCAGCUGGCACUUUGGAGCCAAAAUGUGUACUGUCAUCACUGCGCUUGACUCCAAUAGCCAAAUAGUCAGUACUUACAUCCUCACUGCAAUGACCCUUGACCGUUACCUGGCUACGGUCCAUCCAAUCCGCUUCAACUACAUUCGCACACCGUGUGUGGCAGCGCUGGUGAUUGGCCUUGUGUGGAGUCUGUCCUUGCUCACCAUCAUCCCGGUGUGGAUGUACGCAGGUCUGAUGCCUCUACCGGAUGGCCUGGUGGCUUGUGCUCUUCUUCUGCCUGAUCCAGUCACUGACACGUAUUGGUUUACACUUUACCAGUUCUUUUUGGCAUUUGCAAUCCCUUUGGCCAUAAUCUGCUUGGUGUUCUUCAAGAUCCUCCAGCAUAUGUCGACCAGUGUUGCGCCGCUGCCUCCACGGAGUUUGAGGGUUCGCACCAGGAAGGUGACCCGCAUGGCAGUGGCCAUUUGCCUGGCUUUCUUCAUCUGCUGGGCUCCUUACUACAUCCUUCAGCUGGUCCAUCUCGGGGUGCAGUACCCAAGUGAAGCGUUCUCCUACGCCUACAACAUAGCCAUUAGCAUGGGAUACGCUAACAGCUGCAUCAACCCAUUCCUCUACAUCAUCCUCAGUGAGACCUUCAAGAGGCAGUUUCUCAGGGCAGUACGCCCAGUUAAUAGGAAGUUUCGUGUGGCCCCAAGCACCACGGAUGGGGGCAGCGUGAGCGUAAGAAUGGUGCCUGAUGGGGCUCAGCCGGAGCAUGUCUCUGGGGAGAGGAUUCCAUCCAAUGUGGCCUCACAGUGA